AUGCCUACAACAGCGGACAAGCUGCGAGCCAGUUUGAAACGAGUUCCCCGCCUUAAAGAAAAAGUUGCAUCCCUUCAGCAUCAAAUAAGUGCCAUGAAGGAUGAAACAGCCAAGGUGCCUGAAAAGCUGAUCCUUGAAAAAAUCAAGACACUUCCUCUAAAGCAGCAGUUGAGUGUUAUUCACUGCUUCAAGGCUGCCAAACUAAAAUCAACUCGUGGUAUGGCAAUCGACAGUCAAUGGAUUCUCGAAUGUAUAAUGAUGCGGAUAAAAAGCCCACAGUUAUACAAACAUAUCCGUGCUCAGAACAUACUUGUGCUGCCCAGCAAGUCUUGCUUACAGAAGUACGUCAAGGCAUACAAUAGCGGUUUUGGCUUCAACAAGAUGACAUUUGCUGGACUAUCACUGAAGACCAAAAGAAUGGAUGUGUUUCAGAGGCACGGUGGCCUUGUUAUCGACGAACUUAAACUUUCGGAGCACCUAAAUGUGCAGUCUUCGGGAUUGAUUCAGGGAUUUGUGGACCUGGGUACAUUCACACCAAAGAACCAGAGAAACGAACUGUGUGACCAUGGUCUCAUCGUGUUAUUUCAACCUUUUGUAGGUUCCUGGACACAAAUAGUCGGGACAUUUGCUUCCCGUGGUAACGUGAAGGCAGACCUGCUUGCAAAGAUUGUUAUCGAGGCAGUAAUACUUUGCGAACAGGCAGGACUCCAUGUGGAUUUCAUCACAUCAGACGGGGCUGCUUGGAAUCGACAGAUGUGGAAAUCAUUUGGAAUUUGUUCAACAACAGAUGGUGUGAAGUUCAAAGUUGAACACCCUGUGUCGUCGGAACGGUGUCUUCACUUCAUCUCCGAUUUUCCACACUUAAUAAAAUGUGUGCGCAACAUGCUUGUGAAGACCGGAUUCCAGACACCGGAAGGCAGGGUUCUUAUAGAGCACGUGGAGGCUGCCUGGAAGGCAGACAGCAGCAACAUCUCGCUGAAAGCCAUGCCACGAAUUACAAAGUCACAUCUGCGCCCCAAUAACUUCGAAAAGAUGAAAGUGAAUCUUGCUUUUCACCUUUUUAGCCAAGAAGUCCUGCGUGGACUCUACAUGUACAAGGAUGUGAUUGAAAUGCAGUAUGGGUCGUCCGUCGCCACAGAGGCAUUCAUAAGAGUUACUCAGGAGUUAGUGGAAGUCAUGACCUCAAGGGAGCCAAGAAAAGCUCUUCGACCAGGUUCAAUGCAGGUUCAAUUCCUCAAAUCCUUCCUUGCCUACCUUCAAGAGUGGAUAGAAUUCACAACUGAAAAUGGAGGUGGCUUCCUGAGUGAAAGCACUGCAUUUGGUUUGCAGGUCACUAUCUCCAGCACCGUCUCACUACUGGAAUAUGUCACGACCAAGCUAGGCUUCAAGUACCUUAUGACGUCUACGCUAAGCCAAGAUAGACUUGAAAAUAUAUUUGGAAUUGUGAGACAGUCGUCUGGAUGCAAUGUGCACCCCACGCCAUCACAGUUCCUCAUUUCGGUUAAUUGCUUAAGUUUCUAUAACUUAGCAAGGCCACCGCAAACAGGAAAUUCGUCGGCAGAGACUGUGAGUGCAUUGUUGGACCUUCCUCCACAGCAGACCAGUGUAGCACAGCAACAAAAGGUUGAUGCGGCCUUAGACAUCGGCAACCUGGAGGAAGCACGGCAUAUUCUAAAUUCGUUGGGCCAGCCUCUAGAACACGAGGACAUGGCAGUGGAGCGCAGUGAUUCCCGGCUUAUAUUUUAUGUAGCUGGUUACGCUGCCCGGAAGGGCAUCUCAGCGUUGAACUGUGAAAGCUGUGCUGACCUGCUAGUGAGCAAACACGCGAGAGACGACAGGGUUGAUAGCUACACUAGACACCUUGACCGUGGGGGACUCCUAUAUGUGUCUGACCAGAUGUGCAGACUGGUAGAGACAAUGGAAAAUGCCUUUACAGCAUGCAUGAGCAAGUGCGAACUCCACAGUGACGCAGUGAUGGAAGUAUCAUCAGUCCUGCAAGGAAGCCUGCUUAACAGAGUUGGUUGUGAGUCACACCAAACAGAACUGACAAACAGAAUUAUAAAGUUCUAUAUUUUGACACGGCUUCACUUCUACGUGAAAUCGCUAAACCGAGGCAGAGAGAAGAGGAAGCGCAUUAAGAACUCUAAACUGGGUCGACUGUAA
Ornithodoros turicata is the source of this 2163-nucleotide messenger RNA. RefSeq lists its product as uncharacterized. The coding region runs from base 1 to 2163 and encodes 720 amino acids. Lineage: Eukaryota; Metazoa; Arthropoda; Arachnida; Ixodida; Argasidae. The record is from RefSeq and is a predicted model, not a curated record. The transcript has 2 exons.